Molecule: messenger RNA, 5645 nt
Organism: Pundamilia nyererei
Lineage: Eukaryota; Metazoa; Chordata; Actinopteri; Cichliformes; Cichlidae
Product: electrogenic sodium bicarbonate cotransporter 1-like
Exons: 25
Coding region: 340-3624 (1094 amino acids)
Biological process (GO): bicarbonate transport; transmembrane transport; regulation of intracellular pH
Cellular component (GO): basolateral plasma membrane; plasma membrane
Molecular function (GO): monoatomic anion transmembrane transporter activity; sodium:bicarbonate symporter activity; solute:inorganic anion antiporter activity
Source: RefSeq, a predicted model, not a curated record
GCAGGAGGAGGGAUGGUACUUUAAAUAUGGGGAAAGAAACGCUACACACAAAGACUCCCGUGGCACUUCCAAACAGGCGCUUUGGACAAGAUGUUACCUUGGCCUUGCGUGUGCGUUUCCAUUUAGAUAUGUGGAUUGUGCGUUUCGCGUUAGGUUUGAUUUGUAGGGUCGCAGAAAUCAUCCCAGCGAGAUAGUCGCAGCUCACGUACUUUAGUUUUAGGCACUUUGGGAGCGCAGCAGCUAGAUUAGGCAACCGUUCUCAAACACGCACGACUCGAAACUGACGAGGAGGACAGGUGGACGCCACGCUGAUCAGCCGCGAAGGGGAAACUUAUCACCAUGAGUUCCGACAAGAGCAAAAUGGAGGAUGAGGCAGUCUUGGACAGAGGAGCCUCGUUUGUCAAACAUAUCUGUGAUGAAGAGGAAGUGGAAGGUCAUCACACUGUGUACAUCGGUGUCCACGUUCCCAAGAGCUACCACAGGAGGAGGCGCCACAGACGCAGGCCUAGCCACAAGGAGAAGCGGGAACGACCUGAACAGAGCGCAGAAGGGUCCAAGUCCGACGGGGAGAAUGUAGACGUGAGCGUCCUCAAACCUCUCAUUUCUCCUGCUGAGAGAAUCCGGUUUAUCCUGGGAGAGGAGGAUGAUGGCCCACCACCUCCCCAGCUCUUCACUGAGCUGGAUGAGCUUCUGGAAGUGGACGGGCAGGAGAUGGAGUGGAAGGAAACUGCCAGGUGGAUCAAGUUUGAGGAGAAGGUGGAGAAGGGAGGUGAACGCUGGAGCAAACCUCAUGUGGCCACGCUGUCCUUGCAUAGUUUGAUGGAGCUGAAAACCUUUAUCGAGAAGGGCACGAUCGUGCUGGAUCUGGAGGCCAACUCGCUGCCACAGAUUGUCGAAAUGAUCACUGACAGCCAGAUUGAGAGUGGUCAGUUGAAGGCAGAGCUGAAGGAGAAGGUCACAUACACCUUGCUGAGGAAGCAUCGGCACCAGACCAAGAAGUCCAACUUGCGCUCUCUUGCAGAUAUUGGCAAGACUGUUUCCAGUGCAAGCAGGAUAUUUUCUAGCCAGGAGAAUGCCCGCAACCCCCUCGAGCACCCUGUGCCUUGUUUAAACCCACAAGACUCAGAGGAACCAUGUGAGGUCAUGAGGAGCUCCAGCAUGGGAUACCUCUGUAGUCCAACUACAACCCACCGAAACCUCACCUCCAACAGCCUGAGUGACUUCUCUGAUAAGCCAGAGAAAGAUCAGCUGAAGAAUAAGUUCAUGAAAAAAUUGCCCCGCGAUGCUGAGGCUUCAAACGUGCUGGUCGGGGAGGUAGAUUUCCUGGAAACCCCCUUUGUGGCUUUUGUCCGUCUGCAGCAGGCUGUCAUGCUUGGGGCACUCACUGAGGUCCCUGUGCCCACAAGAUUUCUCUUCGUCCUUUUGGGUCCCAAGGGCAAAGCUAAAUCAUAUCAUGAGAUAGGAAGAGCCAUCGCUACCCUGAUGUCAGAUGAGGUAUUCCACGAUAUUGCUUAUAAAGCAAAGGACAGGCAGGACCUGCUGGCUGGUAUCGAGGAGUUCCUGGAUGAGGUCAUUGUCCUGCCCCCUGGCGAGUGGGACCCCGAUAUCAGGAUAGAGCCACCAAAGUCCCUGCCUUCUUCGGACAAGAGGAAGAACAUGUACACCGGAUUAGAGGCACCUCAGAUGAAUGGCGACACUCCCCAUGACACAGGACAUGGAGGGGGUGGAGGACACCAAGUUGGAGAGGAGCUUCAGCGCACUGGAAAGUUUUGUGGAGGUCUCAUCUUGGAUGUGAAGCGGAAAUUGCCCUUUUUCGCCAGCGACUUCUAUGAUGCGCUGAACAUCCAGUCUCUGUCUGCCAUCUUGUUCAUCUAUUUGGGCACAGUCACCAAUGCGAUCACCUUUGGAGGUCUGCUUGGAGAUGCUACAGAAAACAUGCAGGGAGUGCUGGAAAGCUUCCUCGGAACAGCACUGACGGGAGCAGUGUUCUGUCUGCUGGCUGGUCAGCCCCUGACUAUUCUCAGCAGCACCGGACCGGUGCUAGUCUUUGAAAGGCUCCUCUUUAGUUUCAGCAAAGACAACGGCUUCGACUACCUUGAAUUCCGGCUGUGGAUCGGACUGUGGUCGGCCAUGUUCUGUCUGGUGCUGGUCGCCACAGACGCCAGCUUCCUGGUGCAGUAUUUCACACGUUUCACAGAGGAAGGCUUUUCGGCGCUCAUCAGCUUCAUUUUCAUCUACGAUGCUUUCAAGAAGAUGAUAAAGCUGGCCCACUACCACCCGAUCAACACGGAUUAUGAUCCCAACCUUGUCACUCAGUACGACUGCCGCUGCAUGCCUGGCAACUCGUCAGAACUCUUUGAUCUAUCUGCCCUGACAAACAGUACUGAUCUGCCGGUAAAUGCUACCUUGGCAUCUCUGACCAAGAAGCAGUGUAUGAAGUAUGGAGGACAGUUAGUUGGAGAAAGCUGUGGCUACAUACCUGACAUCACCCUGAUGUCUUUCAUUUUGUUCCUUGGGACCUACACCUGCUCCAUGUCUCUGAAGAAGUUCAAGACGAGCCGCUUCUUCCCCACCCGAGUGAGGAAGCUCAUCAGUGACUUUGCGAUCAUCUUGGCCAUCCUUCUCUUCUGCGGUGUGGAUGCCUUAGUUGGUGUGGAGACUCCAAAGCUCUUAGUGCCAAGUGAAUUCAAGCCCACAAGUCCACUGAGGGGCUGGUUUGUUCCUCCUUUUGGAGGAAACCCUUGGUGGGUGUACCUAGCAGCUGCACUUCCUGCUGUGGUUGUCACCAUUCUGAUAUUCAUGGACCAACAGAUCACCGCUGUAAUUGUCAACAGGAAAGAGCACAAACUUAAGAAAGGGGCAGGUUAUCACUUGGACCUGUUCUGGGUGGCCAUCCUGAUAGUGAUCUGCUCUUUCAUGGGCCUGCCAUGGUAUGUGGCUGCCACUGUCAUUUCCAUCGCCCACAUCGACUCUCUGAAAAUGGAGACUGAGACUUCUGCUCCCGGAGAGCAGCCUAAAUUCCUGGGUGUCAGGGAACAGCGAGUCACUGGUAUCUUCGUGUUCAUCCUGACGGGACUCUCUGUCUUCAUGGCUCCUAUCCUCAAGUUCAUGGAUCGUUUGCAGCUGCUCCUCAUGCCUGCCAAGCACCAGCCGGACCUGAUCUACCUGCGGCACGUUCCCCAGAGACGCAUCCACCUCUUUACUUUCAUCCAGGCCCUGUGCCUGGCCUUCCUGUGGAUCCUCAAGUCUACUGUCGCUGCCAUCAUUUUCCCUGUCAUGGUUUUGGCAUUGGUUGCUGUUCGCAAAGGAAUGGACUACGUGUUCUCCCAGCAUGACCUCAGCUACCUGGAUGAUGUCAUCCCAGAGAAAGACAAGAAGAAGAAAGAAGAUGAGAAGAAAAAGAAAAACAAGAAGAAGGGAAGCAUUGACAGUGAAAUUGAAUUUGACCUCCAUCGUCGACUUUCCUUCACCCCCAUACACCGUGCUGAGCACUACUUUUUCUCUCCGUCUGUGGAUAAUCUCGACAGCGGUUCAUACAAAAAAGGUUCACCUCAGAUUCGAAUAGGCCGGGACUCUGUGGACAGCUGUUUCGUCUGCAAGAAAGGGUCCGAAAGUGUCCUGUGAAAAAACCAGCACUACACAGAAACCACACCCAUUCUCUCUUUUGUUUUUAGUUUUUCUUUUUGCUUUUUGUACUGUAAUACUGCCUCAUAACAGUGUUUUUUAAUAUGCCACGUGCGAGGAUUUGAAUCCGAUUAGCUGGAAAAGUAUUUGUCAUUGAAAGACUUUGGUGGUACUGAAUUUUAAUAAGUGCUGACACAAGACCAUUUGUAUCAUUUUACUGCAGGAGACAAAAGGAUUUCACAAGGUCACACAGUUUUUUCCUAAUCUUCCCAAUUUGUAUGUUAAUAACCGAACAAGAAUCAGGCUAGAGUUGUGGUAAUCAUCAAAUAGACCCAGAGAUCCAAUUUUGAGCUUCAUAACACGCACACCACUUUCACUUAUUCUUUUUAAUAAUGUCCCACAUAACCAGCCUCUCUUCCUAAGUACUGUGUUUAGUAGUUAUUUUUUUAAGGUUAUUAAGGCAUAGCUCUUUGAACCUUGAGAUUCAAACACGGUGGAGGUACUGCACAGAGGAUUCAGAGUCCUCCUUUAGUGAACAAAAGACUAAUCUAUGCACACUUACACAAGGAACUUGAUGUGAAGCAUCUAUCUAAAGAUGCGUGUUCAUAAACACACCCAGAAGAAUAAUGCAACAUGCUUGAAUGUGGCAAGAAGUAAAUGGUUCAUCAACACGCAGACUGGAACUACUAUAUUUGUUUCCUAAUCUUGAUUGUUGCUCCCCUUUUUUCUUUAUUUAUUAUAUUUAAACUCAUAAAGGUUGCUGGUUGAAUAUUAAAUACAACUUAGCCAUUUAACCUUUUGUGGAAAUUUGAAGUUUCUUUGAUCUGUAUCCACUCAGCUGUGUCGUCCCCAUUGUGGGGAUUUAUCCAUGUACUAUACCUGUAUGUAGCACUACCUCUUAUUUACCUUAGGUGCCAGGCGUGAUAUAUUAAUAUAUCUGCUGUGCAUUGAUUUGUGAACAAAUACUAAAAAAAACCCUAAAAAUCAGGCGAACUGGCACUAGGAUCUCUGAAUCGUUUAAGAUACAUUUUGUUUUGGCAAAACAUUUAAAUACUAUGUGCAAACUGCAAUGAUUUAAAGGGGCAGCAUCACCCACAUUUCUUAUCAAAAAGCAAAUAUUUUAAGAGUAUUUAAAAUUUCUAAAUAUGUUUAUUUAACAAGUUUAGUUUGGAUGAAUAAAAUAUUAAGGAGAAAGAAAGUCUUGUUUUCCUCCUGAUGGUCCAAGAGCUGAAAGCUGGGAAGAGCUGAGAAGUAUUUAGCCCAUCCCAUGCUUCAUAUUCCUAUACACUUAAGUAUCAACGUGUUACUGAGUCUGAUUCAGUUCAAUUGUAAAACUUGUUCAAAAUAUGUUAAUUUAAUCAAGUUCCAAUCUUUUUAUUGUUUUGUGUGUUAUAUGUAUUUGUUUCGUUUUAUGCAAAUCAACAAUCACUGUGAGAUUAUUACAAUAAUGCAACUUCUGGUUCUGGAAGAGCUACCGCUUUUUAGUGCGCAAGGAUAUUUUUCUGAGACAUUGGUGUCUAUGCAUUAUCCAAAUUUAAUUUAGUAACAGCUGGAUGAGCAGUGAAAUAUGCCAAUCACACGUUAGACAAAUGACUUGAUCAUGCUUGUUGCUACUUAUUGCUUAUUGAAGUAUACACUGGUAACUUUAACUGAUUCGGUUUUAAGGUGUCGUUGCCUGUCUGAAUGUAAUAAAUCCUAAUGAACUGAAAUCUAGAUGAUCCUUGAAGAAUUGACACGCACAGUUGGUGUCACUUCUGAUUUUUAGUGCAAAUAGGGGUUUGAUCCUUGCUUUGAGCAAUCGCUUCCAUGUAGGUUGGACACAAAAGCCACAUUGUCUUCCACUUUGUGCUUUGAGCUGCACAUCUUGAUAUCUUUGGACUUUCUGGUUCUGAAUCUGCAAUUAUUGUAAUAUUUUUGAUGUUAACGAUUUUAUACAAGCAUCUUAUGUGAUCAAAUAAUCCUAGGUUACUCAGAAUGAAUAAAAAUGUCCUUUUUUUUUAAUGAAGUAGCAUUUGAAAAAA